CAAAGGCGGGCUUUCAAUGUUUUGUAAUCAAAACUAUAUCUGGCAUCGAGCCAACCGAAUGCCAGAAAUAGUAUACGUUGAACGUGCGACGCUUAAACGUAAAACCGCAAAAUUUUGUUGCACAUAAAUUUAAUUCUACGUCUACGUCCAAAAUGGACCGACAUCAUACCCACUCGAGUAUUCAUGGGUCCUAUAGGAGUAAGGACUCUACUUCGACUACUGAGAGUGAUCCUCGAGAGAAAAUAAAGGAUUGCUUAAGAAAGUUCAUUGCGUUUAUGUUCACGCAAGUGGGUGUUGGCGCCCUGGUAGUUUGCUAUGCGAUCCUAGGCGCCGCGAGUUUUAUGCACAUUGAAAAGGAUAGUCCAGACGAACAACUUGAGAAUGUUCUUCAAUGGCGACAGAACUGUGUAGAUGAAUUGUGGAAUAUAACAAAUGAAUACAACAUUUUGAACCAUACCGCUUGGAUGUUGAAUAGCAAUAAGGUUUUAAAGGUAUUUCAAAAUAAUAUAACAGGAGCUAUACAUUUGGGAUAUAAUGGUCGUGCUUCAGAAGAUAUAUGGUCAUUCCCAGCAGCUUUAAUGUACUCAUUAUCAGUGUUUACAAUGAUUGGUUAUGGAAAUGUAGUACCCAAGACAGUAUGGGGCAAAAUUGGUACAAUAGCGUAUGCAUGCUUUGGUAUACCAAUUUAUGUGCUUUAUUUUUGCAAUAUGGGUAAAGUGUUGGCUAAAACUUUUAAAUGGCUGUAUAUAACUGCCCACGAGUGUAGUCGCAGAGAUGACACAUUGCUUGAAGAUGGUGAAAUUCAGGCUAUUAAAAGGAAGAUCACUGUACCAUCAACUGCUUGUCUGUGGGUUAUAUCAUUCUAUAUAUUGACUGGGACUAUUAUGUUUGGUGCUUGGGAGAAGUGGAACUACUUAGACUCUACAUAUUUCUGUGUCAUAAGUUUGUGCAAGAUUGGCUUUGGGGAUUUUGUACCUGGUGCAAACAUUGCGGACUCUGCGGAAGGUUCCCAUUUAAAAUUAGUAAUAAACUUUAUAUAUGUUUUACUUGGAAUGGGUCUUGUCGCAAUGUGUUAUAAUUUAAUGUGCGAAGAUGUGCGAGUCAAAGUGAGAGAACUGAGGCAGGACUUGAAGAAUUGUUUGGAUGAUAUAACAUUAAAGAUUACAGUUUGUAUGAACGAUACAAAAUAUUACCAUCAGAAACAAACAAGGAAUAUAAAAUGAUGCUUUAGAAAUGUGCUUAAGAAUUUUGAUAAUAGCAGCAAUAUUGGGUUUUGUAGCCAUAUGCUUUUUUUAAGGGUGCUAUAGUACAACAAAGGACCCUUAUGAUUUUGUUAUGUCUGUCUGAUCAUGUGUCACCUGCAUUUUUUGGAUUUAGAUUGUUACAGAAGGAGGUUAGGAGAACAGGGAAUUCCUACAAUCAGCAUAUUUACAAAUUUACUUUAUUAAAUUGAUUGUAAUUUCAUUUUUGAAAGAGGAUUUUGUAAUUAUCAUAUAUUUAAUUGUACAAUCAAUCUUUAAAAUAAAG
Pararge aegeria (speckled wood butterfly) is the source of this 1527-nucleotide messenger RNA. RefSeq names its product TWiK family of potassium channels protein 7. Lineage: Eukaryota; Metazoa; Arthropoda; Insecta; Lepidoptera; Nymphalidae. Gene Ontology annotation, biological process: stabilization of membrane potential; potassium ion transmembrane transport. Gene Ontology annotation, cellular component: membrane. The record is from RefSeq and is a predicted model, not a curated record. The transcript has a single exon. Bases 153 to 1223 code for a protein of 356 amino acids. Gene Ontology annotation, molecular function: potassium ion leak channel activity.